Messenger RNA from Capsicum annuum, 663 nucleotides. RefSeq lists its product as uncharacterized. Bases 1 to 663 code for a protein of 220 amino acids. The record is from RefSeq and is a predicted model, not a curated record. The transcript has a single exon. Lineage: Eukaryota; Viridiplantae; Streptophyta; Magnoliopsida; Solanales; Solanaceae.
AUGGCAGAAAUAAUUGAUUUCAAAGUGUGUGUGGGACAAUGUGGCUUGCAGGAUCUCAGGUCAGCAGGAUCUUUUUAUACAUGGAGUAAUAAACAACAAGGCGUGGCUCGAGUUUAUAGCAAAAUUGAUAGGGUGCUAGUGAAUGAUGAGUGGGUUUCAAACCUGCCAGCAUCAAAAGCUUGCUUCCUUCAAGAAGGGUUAUAUGACCACUGCCCAGUACUGGUUCAUUGGGAAAAACAUAAUAUGUCAAGAACAAGGCAAUUCAGGUACUUUAACAUGUGGAGCUUAGCACCGGACUUUCUACGGAAAAUAAAGAGUAGCUGGGAUGAAAGGAUAGUAGGAAGGAGAAUGUUCCAAGUGGUGGGUAAACUGAACAGACUAAAAUCUGUCCUCAAGCAGCUUAAUUGGGAUAGAUUUAGUGAUAUUGAAAACAAGGUUACCGUAGCAAUGGAACAAUUGCUGAAUUGUCAAGUAAGAAUACAACAGUCACAAAGUACAGAAUUGUUUGAUGAAGAGAUGCAAUUGGCUAAACAAUGUGAACAACUGCAAAAUACAAAACAUCAGUACCUGAACCAAAAAUGCAAAGCGAAGUGGCUACAAGAGGGGGACCAGAACACUGCCCUGUUUCACAGGUAUUUGAAGGCCAGAAGGAACAAGAAUUGA